UGUGGCUCAAUUAACAAGCUCAAACAGACCUUGUGAGAACUAGAGGAAGAAUGCUCCUGGCUGCUUUGUACUGCCUGCUCUGGACUUUCCAGACUUCCGCCGGACACUUCCCUCGAGCCUGUGCCUCCUCCAAGAACCUGAUGGAGAAGGAAUGCUGCCCACCCUGGGGAGGUGAUGGGAGUCCCUGUGGCCAGCUCUCAGGCAGGGGUUCCUGUCAGGACAUCAUUCUGUCCAAGGCACCCCUGGGACCUCAGUUCCCCUUCACCGGGGUGGAUGAACGGGAGUCUUGGCCCUCCGUCUUUUACAACAGGACCUGCCAGUGCUUUGGCAACUUCAUGGGAUUUAACUGUGGAAGUUGUAAGUUUGGCUUUCAGGGACCCAACUGCACAGAGAGGCGACUUUUGGUCAGAAGAAACAUCUUUGAUUUGAGUGUGCCAGAGAAGAACAAAUUUCUUGCCUACCUCACUUUAGCGAAACAUACUACCAGCCCAGACUUCGUCAUCCCCACAGGCACCUAUGGCCAAAUGAAUAAUGGAUCAACACCCAUGUUUAGUGACAUCAACAUUUAUGACCUCUUUGUCUGGAUGCAUUAUUACGUGUCUAGGGACACACUACUUGGGGGCUCUGAAAUCUGGAGAGACAUUGAUUUUGCUCAUGAAGCACCAGGUUUCCUGCCUUGGCAUCGACUCUUCUUGCUGGUAUGGGAACAAGAAAUCCAGAAGCUGACAGGGGAUGAGAACUUCACUAUUCCAUACUGGGAUUGGCGAGAUGCAGAAAAUUGUGACAUUUGCACAGAUGAGUACAUGGGAGGACGCAACCCUGCAAACCCUAAUCUACUCAGCCCAGCAUCCUUCUUCUCCUCUUGGCAGAUCAUCUGCAGCCGACUGGAGGAGUACAACAGCCGUCAGGCUUUAUGCAAUGGGACUCCCGAGGGACCUCUACUGCGCAAUCCUGGAAACCACGACAAAUCCAGGACUCCAAGGCUCCCCUCCUCAGCCGAUGUGGAAUUUUGCCUGAGUCUGACCCAGUAUGAAUCAGGUUCCAUGGAUAAAUCUGCCAAUUUCAGCUUUAGAAAUACACUGGAAGGAUUUGCUAGCCCACUGACUGGGAUAGCAGAUGCCUCUCAAAGCAGUAUGCACAAUGCCCUGCACAUCUACAUGAAUGGAACCAUGUCCCAGGUACAGGGCUCUGCCAACGAUCCCAUUUUCCUUCUUCAUCAUGCAUUUGUUGACAGUAUUUUUGAACAGUGGCUUCGAAAGCACCACCCUCUUCUUGAAGUGUAUCCGGAAGCCAAUGCACCCAUUGGACACAACCGGGAAUCUUACAUGGUUCCAUUUAUACCUCUCUACAGAAAUGGUGACUUCUUUAUUUCAUCCAGAGAUCUAGGCUAUGACUACAGCUACCUACAAGAUUCAGAACCGGACUUUUUUCAAGAUUACAUUAAGCCCUACUUAGAACAAGCAAGUAGGAUCUGGCCAUGGCUCCUUGGGGCAGCCGUGGUAGGGUCUGUCCUCACUGCGGUGUUGGGAGGAAUCACAAGGCGGUUAUGUUGUCGUCGAAAGAGAAAGCGGCUUCCUGAAGAAAAGCAGCCACUCCUUAUGGAAAAGGAGGAUUACGACAGCUUGUUGUAUCAGAGCCAUUUGUAACAGGCUUUGGCCAUAGAGGAGGACCUGACCUCACUCUAGCUUAAUGGUGUUCAAGUCCCCAGAAGGUGUCCCAGCAGAAACACAGCAGAUGAUCAGCACUGUAAUGAAAGGCAAAGCGGACUCCUCCUUCAACUCAGGUAGACCCCACCUGUGCUUGCUUUGUUUGUAUUCUGAUCAUCCCUUUUGCAGUUUUCCUCAAAGCCCCUGUUUCCAAAGAAAGGAUGCCAUUUGGUAAUGAAUAACUCUUAGUUGUAUUCUGAAUGAAAGUGCUCUCAUAAAAUAUGGAAACAAUUUUGAUUA
Sus scrofa (pig) is the source of this 1946-nucleotide messenger RNA. RefSeq names its product tyrosinase (gene TYR). NCBI's taxonomy places the organism in Eukaryota, Metazoa, Chordata, Mammalia, Artiodactyla, Suidae. Gene Ontology annotation, biological process: melanin biosynthetic process; pigmentation. Gene Ontology annotation, molecular function: tyrosinase activity. The record is from RefSeq and is marked provisional.